AUUCCGUCAGUUCAUAGGAACCCGUAAAACCUAUCGUUUCGUUGCGUUCCCACUCAUUCGUUUUUUUGUUAAAUUAUUCUUGUUUUAUUCGGUAAAAUGGCCAAAAAGCCUAUAAAUUUCAAGGAGAUGUCCGCGAUGCCGCCGCGCACCAUUAAGCUGGCGAACGAGAAGCAGACCGUCGCGGAGGCUCUCAAUUUCAUGAAGCUGGCAUGCAUGCGCCAGCCAGAGGAAGCCAUGAAGUCCAAGGACCCCGAAGGUCCCACAGUGGCGGACGAGCUGAAUGCUCGCCUGGCCAUGGUGCACGUCCGCGAGAAUCGGGCCAAGCGCAUCAAGCGUCUGGUCAAGUUUCCCCCAACCGAGCAGCAGGCAUUGUACAAGUUCAUCUGCAUCUGUCCCCGAUACCAUCCCUGCUACGGACCCUGCCAGCACACGGGCCAGAUCAUCAUCGACCGCGACGUGCUGUCGCGGGAGGAGCACAUCUGUUUCCUGGCCACACCCAAGAAGGACCCGAUCUCCCCGCAGCUACUCAAGCCGCCGAUUUACUACUCCAAAAAGUACUUCAUGCCCACGUGCACGGCCCGCAUUGAACGCCUGGCCGAUCCCCUGCCGGUCCGGGUCAAGGACACGAUCAAGACCUACAAGAACGUACUCGAGCCCCGCCAAUUGGCCGCCUUGCAGAACCAGAUGAAGCCCAAGCCGCCCGUGGAGGUGAUGAGCAUGGACAGGGCCCUGGAGUACCUGGAGGAGGAGCUGCGACAGCGUCGAGCGGCCAAGCAACUGCAUCGCCGUCGCUGCAAGAGCCUGAAGAAGCGAAUCCUCCUGCGUCAACGCAACCAGAUGCAGAAGAUCGUGUGCGUGUUGUUCGAGGAGAUGAAGGACUUCCUGCUCAACGAUCAGUUUAUCGUUGACGAAAACUCGCCGCUCUGUGCUGUGAUCCUCGAUAAGAUUAGGGAGUUUACGGAUCAAGAGUUCUACACGACCAGUAACCUACGCGAAUAUCAGAAGAUAUUGGCCAACAACCUAACCGUUUGGAUCAACAAGUUCAUCUCCAACUUGAACAUUUACUUGGCCCCACAACAGGUCCCCGUCCAGCGCACGAUGUUGGCCGACGAGGAUCCGGAACAGUUUGUGCCUCUGUCGGACUACAUUUCGAUGUCCGAACAACUGGAGGAGAUGACGCGCGACACCGGCCAUAUUGGCUAUGACUUUGAGGACUAUGACAACGAGGAAUAUUUGAAUGAUGUACUAACAGCGCCCGGUGACGGUGACGGCGAUGACGAUACACUGAUGAACGCCGAUUAAUCAGUUCGGCGUAGCUUUCAUCCUUCUGUUGAACUCCUUGACAGAAAAUUCUAUAGUGUACAGAUCCAAAAUUUAAUUGUAACAAUCCAAAUUAAUAGUAAAUGUUCGUUCGUAUCCCAA
Molecule: messenger RNA, 1422 nt
Organism: Drosophila pseudoobscura
Lineage: Eukaryota; Metazoa; Arthropoda; Insecta; Diptera; Drosophilidae
Exons: 2
Coding region: 97-1302 (401 amino acids)
Source: RefSeq, a predicted model, not a curated record